CAGGCUCCAACAUCUUCCUUUUGCCAAGAUGCUACAGCUAAAACUCUUUGCAGUGCUCCUGACUUGCCUGCUGCUGCUGGGCCAGGCCAAUAGCUCCCCAGUGCCAGAAGUGAGCUCAGCAAAGAGAUCUCGGAGAAUGACCCCAUUUUGGAGAGGGGUUUCCCUCAGGCCCAUUGGUGCCUCAUGCCGGGAUGAUUCGGAGUGUGUCACAAGACUAUGCAGAAAAAGACGCUGUUCCCUGAGUGUGGCCCAGGAGUGA
Messenger RNA from Mastomys coucha (southern multimammate mouse), 259 nucleotides. It is a transcript of the gene Leap2, whose product is annotated as liver enriched antimicrobial peptide 2. The transcript has 3 exons. NCBI's taxonomy places the organism in Eukaryota, Metazoa, Chordata, Mammalia, Rodentia, Muridae. Bases 29 to 259 code for a protein of 76 amino acids. Gene Ontology annotation, biological process: antimicrobial humoral immune response mediated by antimicrobial peptide; defense response to bacterium. The record is from RefSeq and is a predicted model, not a curated record.